Dictyostelium discoideum AX4 is the source of this 204-nucleotide messenger RNA. RefSeq lists its product as hypothetical. The coding region runs from base 1 to 204 and encodes 67 amino acids. The transcript is spliced from 2 exons. The record is from RefSeq and is a predicted model, not a curated record. Lineage: Eukaryota; Evosea; Eumycetozoa; Dictyosteliales; Dictyosteliaceae.
AUGUUAUUUAUUUUUUUAUUAACAAUUUUUUUAAAAAAAAUUAUAGAAUCAUUAUUAACUUCACAAAAAAUUGAAAAAUCUUUAUUCAAAAUAAAUCUAAGUAACUCUUUCAAUAAUGAACAAAAUAUUUCAACAAAUCAAAUUACUUUGUUCAUUAGAAGUACUUCAGUUUAUUUCACAAGACCAAAUUUUAUAAACUUCUAA